AUGGAGGUUCAUAGUUCAUGGGAUUCCCUUCGCAAACAGGCAAGAAAAAUUGAAGCUCAGUUGGAUGAGCAAAUGGUUUUAUAUCGUAAGUUGGUUUCUACAAAAGCUGAAGCAACUGAGGGUGAUGUAGAGUCUUGGAUUGAGCGAUUACUUAACCAACUCAAACAAGUAAACUCACAGAUGCAAGCUUGGGUGUCCUCUGGCGGAUCAGAAAUGGUAUCUCAUACUCUUACUAGACACCAAGAAAUUUAUCAAGAUCUCAGUCAGGAGUUUUAUCGUCUGCGGUCUAGUCUUAGAGCCAAGCAAGAACAUGCUUCACUACUUGAUGAUUUUAAAGAGUUUGAUCGAACAAGAUUAGAUUUGGAAGAGGGUGGAGGUUCUGAACAGCAAACCCUCCUUAAAGAGCGUGCAUCUAUCAGCCGAAGUACAGGACAGAUGGACUCUGUUAUUUCACAAGCACAAGCAACGCUCGGUGCUCUAGUCUUCCAGCGUUCAACUUUUGGUGGAAUUAAUUCAAAGCUCAGCAACGUGAGCAGUCGCCUUCCAACGGUAAAUACUAUUCUGUCAGCAAUAAAGCGGAAAAAGUCGAUGGAUACCAUUAUACUUUCCCUAGUUGGAUCUGUAUGCAUUUUUCUUAUUUUCAUCUACUGGCUAACCAAGUAA
This is a messenger RNA of Vicia faba (fava bean), 663 nucleotides long. The record is from the annotation of a GenBank genome assembly. NCBI's taxonomy places the organism in Eukaryota, Viridiplantae, Streptophyta, Magnoliopsida, Fabales, Fabaceae.